AAAAAAAAAAAAGUACAAGCGAAACAAUUGUGGUUUUCUCCUGCGAUACACAACAGCUGCAUAAAUUUGGUCCUUCUACUGCGCUGCUUUGUGACUGCGCAAUGGUGGCGAAGAAAGGGAGCAGGGGAGGAACGGUAGGCGAUGAUGCAGGUGAGGAACUGUCACGCGAUCCUCUGCAGGCCAUCCUCUUGGCCGAUAGCUUCGCCACUCUCUUCCGCCCUAUCACUCUCGAACGCCCUAAGGUACUGCUACCACUGGUGAAUGCGCCUAUGAUUGAGUACACCUUGGCGUGGCUUGAGUCGGCUGGAGUUGAGGAGGUUUUUGUGUUUUGCUGUGCUCAUUCCAAGCAAGUGAUUGAAUAUUUGGAAAAGUCCAACUGGCUCAAUCAGCCAAACUUUUCGGUUUCUACAAUAGAGUCUUACAAUGCCAUGAGUGCUGGAGAUGCUCUACGGUUGAUAUAUGAGAAGAAUGUGGUACAUGGAGAUUUUGUUCUUGUAACUGGGGAUACUGUGAGCAACAUGCCACUAACCCAGGCGCUUAAAGAACACAAAGAGAGAAAGAAAAGAGAUAGCAAUGCAGUAAUGACUAUGGUAAUCAAACAGUCAAAGCCGUCUCCAAUAACACAUCAAUCUCGUCUUGGAACAGAGGAGCUGUUUAUGGCAAUUGACCCUGAAACGAAAGAGCUCUUAUAUUAUGAGGAUAAGUCUGAUACUUCAAAAGGGACUCUCACUCUGGACAGGACUAUGUUGCUCGAUCGUUCUUCUAUAUCUCUUCACAAUGAUAAGCAGGAUUGCUAUAUUGACAUAUGUUCUCCAGAGGUUCUGAGUCUUUUCACUGACAAUUUUGACUACCAGCAUUUACGCCGUCAUUUUGUCAAGGGGUUACUUGUUGAUGAUCUUAUGGGUUACAAAAUUUUCACCCAUGAAAUUCAUUCAAGUUAUGCCGCAAGGGUGGAGAACUAUAGGAGCUAUGAUACUAUUAGUAAAGAUAUAAUACAGAGGUGGACUUACCCCUUGGUUCCUGACAUUCAGUUUCUUCAGAAUAGUCUGACAAAACUUGAAAGACGUGGAACUUAUCGUGCUUCAGAUGUAGGUCUCUCACGUUCUGCCAAAAUGGGCCCCUUUACUGUUAUUGGAAGUCGCACCACUAUUGGAAAGCACUCAGAAGUUUCCAAUUCUGUCAUUGGUGAGGACUGUGUAAUUGGAUCAAAUGUUUCAAUUGAUGGAUGUUACAUAUGGAAUAAGGUGAACAUUGAGGAUGGCUGUAGAUUAAAGCAUGCAAUAGUGUGUGAUGGGGUGACCAUGAAGUCUGGAGCGGUCCUUGAAGCUGGUGUUGUAUUAUCUUUCAAGGUCAUAAUUGGGCAAAAUUUUGUUGUGCCUGCUUACUCUAAGGUUUCUCUACUCCAACAGCCUGUCAGACAAGACAGUGAUGAAGAGCUGGAAUAUGCUGAUAAUAGUAGUGGGAACAUAGAAAUCACAUCAGUACCUAAUACUACUGAUGUGUUGGAGGAGGAGUUGAGGACUGAGGUAUCUGAUUUGCAAAUUCAGGCUGCAUCUGAGGUUGGUGGGGCUGGUUUCAUCUGGUCAGUUGGUGAAAAAGGCCUUGAAGAAGAAUGGAGGCAUUCAGUGGCGCCGAUUUCUGCAGAUCGACUUCUUGAAAUAAUCAAAUCUGCGACCAAUGAACUGGAUACAUCAAACGAAGAAAGCAACAUUCUUCCACCUUCAGGAGAAUUGGGACUUGAUUCUGGUAAUGAAUCUGAUGAUGGUAGAGAUGAUCAUGCUCAUUUUGAAAAAGAGGUUGAAGCAACGUUUCUAAGGGCUAUAGAUGAAAAUGUAGAAGAAGACCAUAUAAUAAUAGAAGUUAACUCGCUGAGGCUGUCAUACAAUAUGGCUUCUACUGAUUGUGCUGGCGCUUUGUUCUAUGCUAUAAUGAAGUAUGCCGUGGACACUCCACAUGAUUCUGCAGGAGAACUACUUAAAAUUACUAAUGGUGUGAUUGGAAAAUGGGAAAAGCUUUUGAAGUACUAUCUGCCAAGCUUAGAUGAAGAGAUUGAGGUGAUACUGAAAUUUGAAGAAAUGUGUUUAGAGUCUACAAAAGAAUAUGCAAAUCUAUUUUCCCAGAUUUUGCAUCUUCUCUACGACAAAGACAUUUUGCAAGAAGAUGGUAUACUACGCUGGGAAUCGGAAAAGGAACAGGCUGAUGAGUCCGAUAAGGUUUUCGUGAAGAAGGCAGAGAAAUUUUUACAGUGGCUUAAGGAUGCAUCGGAAGAAGAAGACUGAGGGUAGGUAGAGUUGGCAACGCAUUUUUGCUCGUUGAUAGCUUAGGUGCAAUGGAAAUUGAGCUCGAUCUUCUGAAAUGAAGAUCUGAGAGGUUUUUCGUGUGUUUCCCCUAAGCCUAUCAGUUGAAACUAUAUACUAACAGUUUUUUCUCAAGAUUGUCGACUAUAUUGUUACUUGGUUUUAGGUAUAAUUGCAAGUAUACAUAUGUUUAUUCUA
Molecule: messenger RNA, 2495 nt
Organism: Salvia hispanica
Lineage: Eukaryota; Viridiplantae; Streptophyta; Magnoliopsida; Lamiales; Lamiaceae
Product: Trimeric LpxA-like enzyme
Biological process (GO): biosynthetic process
Cellular component (GO): eukaryotic translation initiation factor 2B complex
Molecular function (GO): translation initiation factor binding; translation initiation factor activity; guanyl-nucleotide exchange factor activity
Source: RefSeq, a predicted model, not a curated record